Messenger RNA from Penicillium crustosum, 1620 nucleotides. RefSeq names its product Zn(II)2Cys6 transcription factor domain-containing protein. Gene Ontology annotation, molecular function: DNA-binding transcription factor activity, RNA polymerase II-specific; zinc ion binding. The coding region runs from base 1 to 1620 and encodes 539 amino acids. NCBI's taxonomy places the organism in Eukaryota, Fungi, Ascomycota, Eurotiomycetes, Eurotiales, Aspergillaceae. The transcript has 2 exons. The record is from RefSeq and is a predicted model, not a curated record. Gene Ontology annotation, biological process: regulation of DNA-templated transcription.
AUGGCUCGGUCGGACCAUUCAAAAAGUCGCUCAAGGGUCCUCCCGAGGUCAAAGUUAGGAUGCAGAACUUGCAAAAUUCGACGAGUCAAGUGCGGAGAAGAAAAGCCUAGCUGUGUUCGAUGUACCAGCACAGGUCGCAAGUGUGACUUUGCAGACACACAGUCCUCUUCUUCUUCUUCCCCAAACUCGGUCAUCACCAGCCCCUUAUCAUUAUCACCAAACACCAACACGGUGUGGCGAGAGCGUCGUGCAUUUGCUUACUAUUUUGAAUGUGCUGCCUCCUCCAUUGGUGGUGGAUUGGAUGUUGAUUUCUGGCGCACUGUUGUCCCCCAGGUUUGCCGCUAUGAACCUGCCGUGUGGGAUGCCAUCAUCACCAUUAGUGCGCUGUUUGAGCGUCCCCAAAAAUGCCUGGAUCCCGUGCCACAGCGCCAUGAUAACUCUGUUUCUUUUACUAAAAACCAUCAAGAUGCUUUGGGCUGGUACUCGCGCUCGGUAUCUGCUGUUCGCCAGCGCAUCGAGCAGGGUAGCGUAGACGCCUUUAUCGGACUGAUUAGUUGCAUGCUUUUCAUCUGCAUUGAGGCCAUCCAGGGAAAUGCAGACGGAGCAAUGCAGCUUUAUCAUCAAGGUGUCCAGCUCAUUGCCGCUUUGCGUCUCCAAAUAGCACCUGCGGCUACGAAUAAAGCUUCGUUGCUGGAGGAUACUAUUAUCCCGCUCUUCAUUCGGUUGGGAACAUUCGCUCUUGCCUCCGGUGGGGAUCCCGUGACCGCUUUACUAAAAGACGCUGAAGAUGCCUCGGGGGAGCAGUUUGACUCACUCAAGUCUGCUCGAGAGGCGAUCGUUCUCUUAACAAUAGACAUCCCAUCCUUUGAACGCACUUGCUACAAGCACCUAAACCAGGCGGAUGUCUCGCAUGUGCCCGAGGAAUUCUAUACUAGACGAUUCAGUUUAGCGGCCAGGUUGAGGAACUGGCGUACUGCCUUUGAGAAUUUGAUGACAGUUGGUCGCACUAAAGACAUUUUAUCGCUGCAACAGAUUGGUACUGGGGCCCUUCUGUUGAGUUAUCAUGAAAUGUUGUAUGUCAUGCUCGAGACCUGCACAUCAUUGUCAUUCAUGCAAUUCGACGCUUAUCUACCAAACUUUCAAACUAUCGUUGAACAAUCUGCCAUUGCACCUAAAGCCUCGGUGCGACCAGAUGGUACCCAACCACCGUUUACAUUUGACCUCAAUAUUGGUCUUCCGCUUUGGUUCACCAGUCUUCGAUGCCGCGAACCGCAUACCCGACGUAUGGCACUGGAUUUACUUCGUCAAGCACCCUCGGUGCAGGGGUUUUACCAGUGCUCAAUAUGGGCAGGCGUGGGCCAAAUAAUCAUGGAGCUAGAAGAAUCACACCCAAUGUCAAUGAAUGCAGUCCAUCCUACACCCAAUUUCGGCGCAUUGAAUUCAACAAACGGACCAAUUUCCAGCUCCGAAAUUGUCGUAAGUUCGUAUUCUGCUCAUGCGGAAAUGAGACCGAACAUACCACUAGCACUGCUUAUCCCAGAGGACGCACGUAUUGGACCCAUUGCUGCUUUUCGGCCAAUGGAUGGUUUCCCCCUGGAACCACAGAGGCAGAUAUCGUGA